AUGGCUGCUCAUGUUUGAACUGCCUCAAAUGCUCAGAGGAAGAGUCAAGACAAAAAUUCAGCAGAGGCACAGAAAAAGACGUCUCAGUGGGGGACACAUCUUGUUCAUCAAUUGGGGGAAGCAGAAAAGAUUUGGCAAUGCCUGCUGAAGUGAAAGAGGAACAGAGUUCAGAGGGGCCUCCUCCAUUAUCUUUGUCCCAGGAGGUCAAAGAGGCCACUCUGGAUAACCCAUCCACCAAUGACGAACUGGACACGCCCACCUCCAUCGCCUCUGUGAUGACCUCAACCAAUGAGAGCUCCACGGAGACCGACACCCCACAGCAGACAGACACCGAGGAAUCCAAGGCUGUGGAACAAGAGGGAGAACAGACCCCCAGCGAGAGCCAAGAAUCCUCAGAGACACAACAGGAAAACAUCCAGAUAUCAGACACACCUGAUCUCACAUCGCCUCCAGAAGAUCAAGAAAAAACUCCUACUGAGCAACCUAUUGGUGAAACAAACACUGAACCCUCUGAGUCUGCUUUACCGACCAUAACAACCACAACACCCCAACAACCCGAGGUGAUACAGCAGUCAGGGGAGCCUCAGCCAGUGAACCCAGACAGGCAGAGCAGAGUGUACACCCUCCCUGACAGCUACAGAGGAAUUGGGGGUGAGUUAUGUUCAGGGUAUGGAAGCCUGUCCCGCAUGACCCUCCACAGCUACUGGCCUGCCAAGAACUUCAAGCCCGGGGCUCACCACACCUUGCCCUUCCUCAGAGACAGCUACGCUCCUGCAGGCCUCAGCAGCCAGGCGGAGGAAGAUGGAAUGAGCGAGCGGGGAGAAAACCCACUGGACAUGAAGACUGACCAUCCAGCUGCCAGUUACCCGACACUGGGGGGUAUUCACCAGUUCAGGCCAAUUACCACCAUGGAGCUCCUCAGAGAGCCCUCUAGAACCAGAGGUGGCUAUGAUGAUGCCUUCAUGGCCCAGCUGGAGGGGAACCUGAAUCCUUUCUUCCAGGCCAUGUGCCGAGCACAGACCCUGCAGUUCCCCCACAAACGCAGUAGCAUGGUCAGCCUGGACAGCAUCCGCAGAGACCCCCGCUGGAGAGACCCCAACCUGCAUGAGGUGAUCUCGAUGCUCAGCCACCCAAUGGACCCCGUCAAGUCAAAUGCUGCCGCCUAUUUGCAGCACCUGUGUUAUGAAAAUGACCGCAUAAAGCAGGAGGUGCGCCAGCUGAAUGGGGUACCGAUGCUAGUGAAAUUACUGGACCACCCUAAAGCUGAAGUUCACCGAAAGGCUUGUGGUGCUUUGCGCAACAUAUCCUACGGAAAAGACCACAAUAACAAAAUGGCCAUCAAGAACUGUGAUGGCAUCCAAGCUUUAGUGAGGCUACUAAGGAAGUGUAUCAGCAUGGAGGUCAAAGAGUUGGUCACAGGCACUCUGUGGAACCUGUCCUCACACGAGCCGCUUAAGAUGAUAGUGAUCAACAAUGGGCUUCAGACGCUCACUGAUGAGAUCAUCAUCCCACAUUCAGGAUGGAGGAAAGAUUCAGCUGACCCCUCAAAAAUGCUGAGUGCUGAGUGGACCACAGUCUUCAAGAACACCUCUGGAUGUCUGAGGAACGUUAGCUCAGAUGGGGCGGAGGCCCGACAGAGGUUGAGGGAGUGUGAGGGGCUGGUGGACGCCCUUCUUCAUGCCCUUCAGUCAGCUGUUGUCAACAAGGAUACUGACAAUAAGUCAGUGGAGAACUGCGUUUGCAUCCUGCGAAACCUGUCCUAUCAUGUUCACAAAGAAAUACCAGGAGCGGAGCGAUUUCAGGAGCCCCAUGCCAACCAUCUGAUGAGGUCAAUGGGACACCAGAAGAAGAAAAAUGAGCCCGAGGGUUUUGGAGGGAAAAGACCCAAAGAGGAGUGGUUCAAUCAAGGUUGGAAAAAUGGAUUUAUGGACAGAAAAUAUGGUACAAUGGAUUUACCAAAACGUACAGAACAAAUGAAAGGGUUAGAGCUGCUGUACCAGCCAGAGGUGGUGAGGCUCUACCUCUCUCUUCUCACCUGCAGUCAAAACCACAACACCCUAGAGGCAGCCGCAGGAGCACUGCAGAACCUCGCUGCGGGACACUGGGCUUGGUCCAGCUACAUCCGGGCCACAGUGAGAAAAGAGAAAGGGCUGCCUAUUCUGGUGGAGCUGCUGCGCUCAGACGUGGACAAGGUGGUGCGUGCUGUGGCUAUCGCUCUUCGCAAUCUGGCGAUGGACAGACGGAAUAAAGACCUCAUAGGGAGCUACGCUUUGAGGGACCUUGUCAAUAACCUGCCAUGUGGGCAGCAGCACCCAGCCAAGAAUCUUGAGGGGGAUACGGUGGUUUCUAUACUGAACACUAUCCAUGAGAUCAUCACAGACAGCCCAGAGAACGCCCGAGCGCUCAUACAGGGUCAUGCUGUGCAGAAACUGGUGGCCAUCAACAAGUCAAGCCAAUCAGCACGAGAGAUCAAAGCAGCCUCCCAUGUGCUCCAGACAAUAUGGGCCUACAAGGAGCUGAGAAACACCCUGAGCAAGGCAGGCUGGAACAAGAGUCAUUUUAAGCCAACAACUACUGGAGUGGCCAAAAAAUCCAAGAGUGGAAAGCAAGGCAUCGAUGACAUCACCUUGCCACUCAUGGACAAAAACCAAGACGUAUAUUGCAGUUUAGAGCCAAAUGAUAGAGUUGGAGAUGGAAAAGGUCCCAUUGUUGAGAGAGAUGCCCUCCAGGCGAUAAGUGAGAGAAAACACUUCAUCAGAGCUGGCAGGCCUGCAGUGGGCCUCAUGGAUAACAAACCUCCACCACUGGACUCCUGGGUGUAAACAUGACAACACGGCCAAUCAAGCUGGUUAAAUCCUGUAGAGACACUUUCCAUUGGUGAAAUACGGAUUUGUGCCAUCUGAUCAUUCACGUACUGACAGAGAAACACAUUCAGUUAAAAAUAAUUUGUUUACAAGAAAUAUUGUGCCAAACAUUUACAUGUAUUUACUAUGGAGGCUGUUUGGGAAUCGAUUUGAUGGAUUUUGUCAUUUAAGAAGAUAUACUGUCUCUCUGAAACACAUAAUGCAUUAUGUAUGACAUCUGAAAUAGCCUAAAUAUGCAAGAAUCAUGACUCCAAAGAAUAUAUGACACAUACAGUUUGGAUUUUACAGCUCACACUUAUGAGAUCUAUUCUUCUAGUUUGUCACGCUAUCAAGGCCUAAAGUGACAAGUUGAUCUACUGUUGUUUUUCCCCAUGGAUUCUGGGGUAAAUAAGGAUUCUAAUAUAAAAAUAUCUCAAAAAUAUUUUUUGUCAGUGUUCAAGAUGAUUAGGAUUAGGGCUGUUGUCCGCCUCAUCAUCAAAACAUCCAAAUUGUUUGGAAUUCAGUUUAUUCUUGACAAAUGUGCCAUCACACUAGACAGUGUGGUCAUUAGCAAACCCUCAUUUGUUAUCAUGAUAGGCAAAAUGGGAUUGUAAAUGUGUAACAAAGGACUGUUAAUAUUUAAAUGAAGGUAUUUAUAUUGUAAUAUUUAUUGUAAUACCCAUGUUAAUGAUUAAAGGUUAUUGGUGUGUAUUAGCUAAUACUGGUAAGUGAUCAUACAUUCAAUACAACUCUGCUUUGCAGUGGUCCUUUUUGCAUUGCG
Scatophagus argus is the source of this 3624-nucleotide messenger RNA. It is a transcript of the gene arvcfa, whose product is annotated as ARVCF delta catenin family member a. NCBI's taxonomy places the organism in Eukaryota, Metazoa, Chordata, Actinopteri, Scatophagidae. The transcript has 16 exons. Gene Ontology annotation, cellular component: plasma membrane; nucleus; cytoplasm. Gene Ontology annotation, biological process: cell-cell adhesion; cell-cell junction assembly. Gene Ontology annotation, molecular function: cadherin binding. Bases 138 to 2822 code for a protein of 894 amino acids. The record is from RefSeq and is a predicted model, not a curated record.